Messenger RNA from Colletotrichum chrysophilum, 1293 nucleotides. RefSeq lists its product as uncharacterized. The coding region runs from base 1 to 1293 and encodes 430 amino acids. The record is from RefSeq and is a predicted model, not a curated record. Lineage: Eukaryota; Fungi; Ascomycota; Sordariomycetes; Glomerellales; Glomerellaceae. Gene Ontology annotation, biological process: homogentisate catabolic process; L-phenylalanine catabolic process; L-tyrosine catabolic process. Gene Ontology annotation, molecular function: fumarylacetoacetase activity. The transcript has 2 exons.
AUGUCGAGCUCCUGGGUCACCGUCUCGCCAAAGAGCCACUUCUCCCUGGCCAACAUCCCCUUCGGCAUCAUCUCCACAAAGUCAGACGCGACGCACCGCCCCGCCGUCGCAAUCGGCGACUACGCCCUCGACCUCAAGGCCUUAGCAAAGGCCGGCGGCUUCCACGCCCUGCCCUCAAUCCAAGAGCGCCUCUCCGUCUUCUCCUCGCCCACCCUCAACGACUUCGCCGCGCUCGGCAGGCCCGUCCACAAGGAAGUCCGCACAUAUCUCCAGUCCAUCCUGGCCGAGAACACGCCGCACGCGGUGCUCCUCAAGGACAAUGCCGAUUUGCGCAAGAGCGCGCUCAUCCCCGCCGCCGAGGUGACGAACCACCUGCCCCUCGCCAUCGGCGACUACACCGACUUCUACGCCGGCAAGAACCACGCCUACAACGUCGGCGUGCUCUUCCGCGGGCCCGCCAACGCGCUGCAGCCCAAUUACGUGCACCUCCCCGUCGCGUACCACGGCCGCGCCUCCAGCGUCGUCGUGUCCGGCACGCCGAUCCGCCGGCCGUGGGGCCAGAUCCUCAAGAACCCGGCCGCCGACCCGAAGGUGCCCGUGCUGGCGCCCUGCGAGCGGCUGGACCUCGAGCUCGAGAUGGGCAUGUUCCUGUGUCGCGAGAAUAGGCUCGGCGAGCCGGUGCCCGUGGACGAGGCGGAGCAGCACAUUUUUGGCUACGUGCUGAUGAACGAUUGGAGCGCGCGAGAUAUCCAGGCGUGGGAGUACGUGCCGCUCGGCCCGUUCACGAGCAAGAACAUGGGGACGAGUAUUAGCCCGUGGGUGGUGCUUGCGGACGCGCUUGAGGCGACGAAGACGGCGGGGAUUGAGAACAAGACGGAGCUGCAGCCGUAUCUGCGCGAGACGAAGAAGGAUAACCUUCUGGGCAUUGAGUUGGAGGUUGACCUGAUCACCGCCAACGGAAACAAGACAACAAUCAGCCGCACCAACUCCAAGAACCUGCUGUGGUCGUGGCCGCAGAUGAUUGCGCACCACACCAUCACCGGCUGCAACCUGCGUCCGGGCGACCUGCUCGGCUCCGGCACGAUCUCAGGCACCGAGUCCGGCACGGAGGGCAGCAUCCUGGAGCAGACCAAGGGCGGCAAGGAGGCCGUGAAGCUGAACGGCGGCGAGGAGCGCAAGUUCCUGCAGGACGGCGACACGCUGGUCAUCCGCGGCUGGAGCGGGCAGGACGGUGCGCUGGUCGGGUUUGGCGAGGUUUCUGGCAAGAUUGAGGCCGCGUUGCCUCUUUUCUAG